GAGCACCGCCACUCCUUCAUUCCUCCUUCAUACUACCACGCACACCCCCAGGCUACUGUCAAUCGUUCAACACAAUUUACCAUGGAGAAGAUCGCGAAAACUUUUUACAACUCUCUUUCACGCCUAUUUUUGCUCUCGCCCGGUGAUAUCUCAAACGAUACGGCGUGCUUAGACCACCUGGACGCAGACGCGGACGCUGGCCAUCGCUAUCGUCAAGCGGAGGAAGGAGAGUCGGAUUGCUAUUCGACGCAAGCUCCAGUGGAUACUUCAUCAGAGUCACGCUCAAGCGAGGGUAGCCGCGUGAGGCGUGCACGGGCGAGCAGCGCUAGUGCUGUCGAAGGCAACUACUGGAGCUGGGGCGGCCCGAGUGCGGGUCAUUGUCUAAGGCGAAGGAGCACUGGCGAUGAACUGGAUAGAAAUCUGAAGAUGGACGCUGGAGUCGGACUCACUCGCACCUCCCCGGAUCUUUCCUGCCCUCUUUCCUGUCCCCCCAAUCCUAACGAUGCCCUAGACGCAAAUCUGUCUCUUUCAGCGACUCCUUCCUCUCACUUGGCGCUGGCUGGCUCAUUCCGUUUGGACUCACUUACGGCUUGUUCAUCGCUGCCGCAAGAGCACCAGCACGACUUCACUGUCAACAUUCAGGAAGAUUCUCUGGACUCUUGCAAUCUCGACGUGUCGUACGAACUCUCGCUAGGUAGCGACACCACCUCGUCUUCAGUAAAAUUUUGUCUCGAAGUCGAGGCACUGCUCGCACUCUCCGAUCUCCCCACUUCUGGCAACUUCAACUCCCAAUCUUCGUCAUCACCACAUUCAAGUAUAACCUCACCGACGAUCCGACACGUAACUGGUCUCGGCCUCGUCAAGGUGGACAACUCGCCCUUCUCCAGUCUGGGUCUGCUCUCUUCACUUCAUCCUUGCACGGGCACGCAAGAUGAGCCUGGUGUCGUAUCGCGGGAGCUGCUAGAAGAGCUCGAGCAAGUUUGGGUCGGGCCGAAGAAGCGUCCGCCAAGGGAUCUGUCUGCUGCUGGCACGAUCUCGAGUGACAUGAAGCGGGUACAGACAGCGAUGGAAAGGAGAGCCAGUGUGGUGGUAUCGAAAGCGCUCUGGCGCUGAGUCGUGAUGGGCCUCUGGGUAGAUGUUGCAGUAAUGCUUCCGUACAUUUGAUCAUUUGAGCAGUCGUUCUGCUGUGCAUCUGUUUCCGUGCAAUGUGGUCUCCGGGUGGACAUAGUAUACCAUGUCAGGACAAUCCACGUCCAGGAUCGCCACGUUGUUGACAUGGCUUUGUACACGUCCUCGAGGUUUUUGAGUCCGCAAACGAGACAAUGUGGGAACUGUAAGCAGUCCCGGUCUACAUUGUCAGCUCGUACAGUUAUAUAGGCGCACAGGCUUUGUGCACGCCGUACAAACCUACCCCGUUUCUUGGUACGGCUCAUCUCGCUCAUGUUAUGAUUCAGGAACCACCUCUUCGCCUUUCCUCUUUUCACAAGCUAUCGACGACCACUAUUGACGGCGCACCCCUCUUCCCCUCCCGAUCCUCCGUACCUGACACACUCGUGCGCUCCUUCACGUGCCCUCUCGCGGAGACUCAUCGUCCCAUCACCAUUAUACAGGCGCAGGCCGCCCUUCAUUUCAUCUUGACCCCCUGACUACUGCACCACCACCCAUGCAUUUUACUCUCAAACUAUCCGCUGCCCAAUCCCCACCCCAUGCACUUCAUUAUGCGUGCGGCAUCGCGGGUAUCCGAUGGGAACAGCGGAUGAACGCCUUCUCAGAUGGCAAGAAUGUGCAUAUGGACGUUUCCGGGAUGGAGCUGCAUUUGAAAGCGAAAGACGUGCAGACGUGCACCUGGGUGUUUCCAGCACGGGGUCCCGACGGUCCGCCGAUUACUCGUUCGAGAUUGUAUUACCCUCCGGCCGUCCCGCAGCAAAACACGUACGCACCGAAGGUCCGCAGCCCCCUCUCAAACGAGAUGCAAGUCGAUGAAGGCGCAGACGAAGAUAAGGACUGUGUGCCGAUGCAGAUUUUGCUGUCGCUACCUCGUCAAUCUGGAGAGAAAUUGGCGACUCCAUCAAGCCCUCGCUAUCCUUCCAAUCUUACUCGGAUAUCUGCUGAGAGGCCAAACAACAGGUCUCGUCGUGCGGCAAUCUCUCUUCGAACAGUCUGACGGCCGUCCUUCCUUGUCUUGUAUCAACUACCCACAUUCAUCUCAUAUCCGACAAGCAACGUCCAUGCGAGUCCUACUCUGUACAACUAGCCUGUGUAUCCCUAGCCUUAACUGCACGUCUCCCUGAUUCCGUUUGUAUUCCUUGUUUCGUCAGACUAUACUAUCAUGCCGAAGCCUAGGCUGACCACACUGUGAUUGCCUCGGGGGUCCUGCCUUGGUCUCCCGUAAGACAGGUCGCUCCGAACACUUACUCCGAAAACGUGAAUC
Molecule: messenger RNA, 2431 nt
Organism: Mycena citricolor
Lineage: Eukaryota; Fungi; Basidiomycota; Agaricomycetes; Agaricales; Mycenaceae
Source: the annotation of a GenBank genome assembly